Messenger RNA from Sungouiella intermedia, 288 nucleotides. Lineage: Eukaryota; Fungi; Ascomycota; Pichiomycetes; Serinales; Metschnikowiaceae. The record is from the annotation of a GenBank genome assembly.
AUGUCCUCUCUCAAAGAGUACCUUGGGAAAAAAGUCCGUGUGAUCACCACCGAUGGCAGACUCUUCGAAGGCACCUUAGAGUGCUUUGAUCAUUCAACCAAUCUUGUCAUUGCCCACACCGUCGAGUGGAUUAUACACGCCAACGAAGAAAACGAGAGCCUUCCGUUGGGUGUAUAUUUGCUUCGAGGUGGCAGUGUUGUUUGUGUUGGAGAGGUUGACGAAACCCAAGGUUUGGAUUGGAUGAGUGUGAAAGGUGAUGACCUUAGAGGAACAAAGAACCCGCUCUGA